AGUUUUAGAAAGUUGUCUCCACUGAUGGCGCACAAUUACAAAAUGUGUUUUCAAGGGAGAUGGCUGCUUUGAAUAAGGAAUAUAAUGACAAUAAUUGAAUUGCGUGUUUAGUUUGAAUUAAUAUCUCCAGUUAAUUAAUUUAUGAAAUUAAAUUUAUAAAAUUAUUUUUGAAGAUCUCCUAGUUGUCAAUUUAAUAAUUAAUUUUAAUUUAAUUAAUUAAAACCAUGAAGUUGAAAAUAUUGAUAUGUGGAGAUGUCAAUGGACAGUUCUCAGCUCUCUCCUCUAAGCUGAACACACUUGUUAAGAAGAGUGGACCAUUUGAUAUGUUGUUUUGUGUGGGGAACUUCUUUGGAGAGGACGAAGAGGAAAAUUUGAGUAUCGAGAAGAAUAAGCAUUCGUUUGCAGUGGCAACGUACAUACUCGGACCCAGCAAAAAGGAACAUGUGAAAUAUUACAAGGACCUCAUGGGAUAUCAGCUGUGUGAAAAUGUCACUUAUCUUGGUCGCAGAGGUUUGUUCAGGGGAGUGUCCAACCUGAGCGUUGCCUUCCUAAGUGGGGUCGACCAGGAAGCGUCAAACCCUUCGUCGCAUCAUCAGUUCAAUGCCGACGACAUCAAAUCAUUUGAGGAGAGCAUCACAUCGCAAGAGAACUUUAAGGGAGUGGAUGUCUUUCUUACAUCUCAGUGGCCUCAUGAUGUCGACAAAUAUGCCAUCAGCGUCAAUGAAGCGUACGACGGAUCAUCGCUGGUCAGCAGGCUGGCACUCACACUGAAACCGCGCUACCAUUUCUCCGGUCUGAACAACAUGAACUACGAGAGACUUCCAUACAGGAACCACAGGAUACUUGCAGAGAAAUCGCAUCACGUCACGAGGUUCAUUGCACUGGCCCACUUCAACAACACGCACAAGAGGAAGUUUUUGUAUGCCUUCUCGAUUGAUCCAAUUGUGACGAUGGAUGCUGCUGAGCUGAGCAGGCAGCCAGAUGAGACUACUGAAGCACCGUACAACAAACAAGUUCUCUUCAAACAGGAUGGGGCAAAGGUUGAACCCACUCAGCAGUUUUUUUAUUCCACUUCGAAGACGGGUGAUAAGAGGAGGUCAGAUGGUACGAGGCCACCAGGCACAAACUUCAAGAAACAAAUGAUCAGUCAAGAUAUCUGCUGGUUCUGUUUGGCUAAUCCGAAGGUGGAAAAACAUUUGGUGAUCAGUGUGGGAGAACUUUGUUACCUGGCGCUGGCCAAAGGAGGUCUGAAUGAUGAACACUCGUUGAUCAUCCCCAUCAACCACCACGCCUCGUCAACAACAUCCCCACCUGAAGUCAUCAACGAGAUUCAAGUGUACAAAAAAAGUCUGACCAACUUCUUCAAAUUCAACGGCAAGUGUGUCGUGUUUUUUGAGCGCAACUACAAGACGUCUCACAUGCAACUCCAAGUUGUUCCGCUGCCCGAGAGGUUUGAGAGCAGGUUGAAGGAGGCCUGCCUGAAGUUCUGCAAGGAUCAGGACAUUGACCUGCUUGAACUGCCAGCGCACUCCGACCUCUCACAGAUGCUCUCCCCCACAUCUCCAUACUUCUGCAUUGAAUUGCCUGAUCAUCAACGGUUCUUCUUUAGGGUUCCAAAAGGGUUCAACAUCAAUUUUGGAAGAAUGAUGUUGUGUCAAGUGUCACUGCUGAACCAACCAGAGAAGAUAGAUUGGAAGAAUUGUCAGAUGUCGGAGGACAUGGAGAAGAAGUCUUGUGCCAAGAUCAGGGAGCAGUUCAAAACAUUUGACCCUUUCAACUGAUUGCCAUCAAAUCAUUCUUGAAACUACUGGAAGAUGAAAAUUAUGCUUGAAAAUAGAAGUUCAAAUACACCUCUCCUCACUAACAAACAUGAGAACGUUCACGUCUCGCUUGUAUAUACGCACCUACCUCGCUGGGCGAUCAACUUUUAGAGUAAGGGGCAAAUCUGUAUUUUGGUCCCGCAUUUUUUUAAAAAAAGUAAUAUUUUUAAACAAUGUCUGUCCACAAAAAUCAUUUGUGUGUGUGUGUGUGUUUGUGAGUAUGAGUGUUAUUCAAUAAUGUAUGAAUUUUGCUGAAUUGUUGGCAUCAAACUUUAAAUUGGUUAAUGCCAACAAUUUGGUUAAAUUCAUAUACGAUAUUAUAUUAAAAUAUACAUAGUGAAAGUCCGACCCAUAACGGAUGGAGACUAUAAACGAGGAUUGAUUGAUGUAUAUAAUGAAAAAUACUUUUAAAAAACUAAAUAUCGGUUAAUGUAAUUGUUUUCUUUGAUGAAAUGACUUUAUAUUCAUGUUUUAAAACAUACUGAAAGAAAAUUAUGUGAUUGUGUUGACGUUAGCAUUUGUUUUCAGCGUUAAAGAUGAUUGCAUAUCGCUACACAUAUUUAUCCUCUUAAAAAACACGAUUUUGAAAAUUAUUUUUAGAAUAAAAAGUUUCGAAUUUUUAGCAUUUCGGAGUCGAAUGAAAAAUCUCCAACCGACUUCGCAUUCUCAUAAACCGCCCCAUUAAAUUCUUUUGCGGAAUAAAAAACGAUGAUAAAGAAACG
Helobdella robusta is the source of this 2542-nucleotide messenger RNA. RefSeq lists its product as hypothetical. NCBI's taxonomy places the organism in Eukaryota, Metazoa, Annelida, Clitellata, Rhynchobdellida, Glossiphoniidae. Gene Ontology annotation, biological process: mRNA splicing, via spliceosome. Gene Ontology annotation, molecular function: RNA lariat debranching enzyme activator activity. Bases 225 to 1781 code for a protein of 518 amino acids. The record is from RefSeq and is a predicted model, not a curated record. The transcript has 12 exons. Gene Ontology annotation, cellular component: post-mRNA release spliceosomal complex.